Molecule: messenger RNA, 1592 nt
Organism: Papilio polytes (common Mormon)
Lineage: Eukaryota; Metazoa; Arthropoda; Insecta; Lepidoptera; Papilionidae
Product: WD repeat-containing protein 18
Exons: 1
Coding region: 102-1439 (445 amino acids)
Biological process (GO): rRNA processing; DNA-templated DNA replication
Cellular component (GO): nuclear pre-replicative complex
Molecular function (GO): protein binding
Source: RefSeq, a predicted model, not a curated record
CAAAUUUAAUGUCAAUUUAAAAAUUAACAAUUGAAAUUGUAUUGAUUGUAAUAGGCACAUGGUUUAUUUUUUAAAUUCAAUUAUAAGAAAAACAUUAUAAGAUGUCUAAUUUACUAGAAGUUUUAGUAACUAGUGAUUCUAAUAAUACUAUGUGGACAUGCUGUGUUUGGGAUCCUCACAAUGGUACAAGUCUGAUGACUUACAAGGGUGGUGGAACUGCUGAAUUGAAGACACUUUCUUUUAUCGACAACGAUUACCUUGUUGCUGUUGAGAAAGCUAAACCCAUUCUCCACGUUUGGCCAUUGAACUCGCAUCAAACUGUGCAAGGCAUGCGUUUCGUUCUGCCGGGUAAAGCUAAUGCCUUCGCUAUUACAAAAGAUGGAUCGUUUUGUGCUGCAGGAAUCGACGAGAAGAUAUAUGUUUGGCAAAUUGCGUCUGGUAGUUUAUUAACAAUAUUAAAUCGACAUUACCAGAAGGUGAAUUUGAUAAAGUUUACAAGUUGCGGCCGGUAUUUUGUGUCCGCCGCCGGAGAUGGAAUGGUAAUGGUAUGGUCGUUGGCUGCUAUCGCCACACACCCUGAAGUGGAGUUGGUCACCCAGACUCAUGCUGGCCAACAUGACCCAGUUUACAUAUUUUCAGAUCAUUCAUUACCUGUUAUAGAUUUUUGUCUUAGCAAAAUGGGCAUGCUAGGACGUCUAUACACAAUUUCUAGCGACAGAUCUUGCAUGAUUUAUGAUCUUACUACUGGAGAAAUGUUAUUGAAUUUAGUAUUUGAUAUACCAUUAUCAAGUAUUGAAUUGGAUGUGUUGGAGUUAAAUGUGUUUAUUGGAACUAUGAAAGGAGAUAUUUAUCAAUUUAGCCUAACAAAUCCGGUUAGAUAUAAGGAGACGUUGGUGACUGACAAAAAUAGUCAUAUUUUUUCUAGUCAUAAUGAUGUGGUAACUUGUUUAUCUGUUUCUCUCGAUGGUGAAACAUUAAUGUCAGCAUCAAAUGAUAAACAACUCAUUUUAUGGCAUAUAAGAAGUAGACAGCCUAUAAGAACAAUAAUGCAUAAAGGCCCAAUUACAAAUGCUUUCUUUACACUUAAUCGCCCAGCAAUAUACACACAGGAUUUUAAGCCUAAAGUUAUUUUACAUAGCUUAGAACGAACAUUAGAAAGAGACAAUGAUGAUAUUACAGAGUUGGAAAUUUUAGUUGACAAAAAAAUCAACUUUUGGCCAGAAUAUCAAGAAAAAAGUUUGGAAAUUGUAGAACCCACAAAGAAAGCAGAAACAGAUGUUAACAAAGAAAAGAAAUUGCUUAAAGAAGAAUUGAAUCACCUUAAAAAGAUUAAUGCGAGUUUGUAUGCUUAUUCCAUUAAUAAGGCAUUAACUUCUCCAAGUAAUGUUGAAAAACCUAAACCUAAUAAAAAGAAGAUAAGGAAGACAUUUAAAUCUUAAAAUAAAUUGUAAUUCAUAUGAGUGUAAUUGUUAUAUAUAAACAUUGUAUAUGUUGCAAUUAUCUAAUGUCAAAAAUUAUUAAUUUGCAGCAUUUAUAUCCAGUUAAUUAUUUUCAGCAUUGCUAACUAAGUGAACAUAAAGACAUUGGAUUGA